This is a messenger RNA of Penicillium chermesinum, 1578 nucleotides long. Its product is annotated as putative MFS multidrug transporter. NCBI's taxonomy places the organism in Eukaryota, Fungi, Ascomycota, Eurotiomycetes, Eurotiales, Aspergillaceae. Gene Ontology annotation, biological process: transmembrane transport. Gene Ontology annotation, molecular function: transmembrane transporter activity. The annotation marks the transcript as partial. The transcript has 5 exons. The record is from RefSeq and is a predicted model, not a curated record.
AUGUACUUCUUAUGUCUAACGGUCUUCCUGUGGUUAGAAAAAAGGCCUAGCGCAGACGAGAGGUCUACUGCUUCAAUGGGUCCAGAACCGCUCCAGGACGGAGAUUACACAUUAAUACGAUUAUCCGAAGAGGAAACGGUGGUCGAGUUUUCAACGGGAUCCAAGGCCAACCCGGUCAAUUGGACAUUCAACAAAAAGCUCUUCAAUGCCGCUGCGGGGCUACUAAUCGUGCUUAACUGCGGCAUAUCGUCCUCUCUCCCGAGCAAUGCCAUCCCCACUAUCAUGCAGGACUUCGGCCAAUCUGGCAACGGGCAGAAGAUUUUGCCAACUGCCAUCUUUCUGAUUGGGUAUUUGAUAGGGCCGAUCGUCUUCAGUCCUGGGAGCGAGAUUAUUGGGCGACGGCCCGUCCUUGUUUGGUCGUUCACGAUAUUCUUCCUUGGCACGAUUGCCUGUGCCUUUGCGCCAAAUUGGCCGGCCCUUCUUGUAUUUCGUCUGAUCUGUGGCACGAUGGCUGCUGCACCCCAGACGGUUGUGGCGGGCGUGUAUGCAGAUUUGUUCGAGGAUAUGCGGACUCGCGGUCGAGCAAUGGCAUUGUACAUGGCGGCUUCGAGCUUUGGGCCUAUUGUCGGACCCAUAAUCUCCGGCUGUUCUGUCCAGUAUGGCUGGCGCUGGACCUUUCGCAUCGAUAUCAUCCUGAGUGCUGUCGGUUGGCUUAGCAUUCUCUUCUACUCAGAGACCUUCGCACCUGCUCUGCUCAAGAACCAAGCAAAGAAGCUGAGGAAAGUAACUGGAAAUAAUCACUAUGUUGCUCCCCAGGAGCGAACGGAGUGCGAUCACGCAUUCAGCAUGCGGGAGACAAUCACUCGCCCCCUGACGAUGCUUCUGUUUGAGCCCAUUGUCCUCUUUAUCUCGCUCGAUAUCUCUCUCGCAUGGAGCAUGGUGUACUUCUACUUCCAAGCAUAUCCCAUUAUCUUCGAGGGGACCUAUGGCUUCGACGUUGCGGAGACAUCUCUCACCUAUAUUCCAAUUGGAAUCGGAGCCGCAUCAUCCUGUAUUUUCUCCAUCUUCUACGACAACUUCUUCGAGAAGGCCCAGAAUAAUCAAAAGCCCUGGGCCUCCGGUCCAGAGACCCAGCGACUACCACUCUCAUGCGCCUCCGCCCCCUGUCUGACCAUCAGCCUGUUCUGGCUCGCCUGGUCCGCCAGGCCAACUAUCCAUUGGAUUGUGCCGGUGCUGUCGGGCGUAAUUUUCGGACUCUCAUAUCAGGCAACGUUUAUCUCGCUGCUAACCUACCUGACCGAUGCCUAUCGGAUCUACUCGGCCAGUGCUCUGGCCGCCUCGGUGAUCAUGCGGAGUGUCGCGGGGGCUCUGUUCCCUCUUGCGGCGGAUCCGCUCUACGGAAAACUCGGUGUUGCAUGGGGGACCUCGAUUCUUGGGUUUGUGAGCUUGGCUUGCAUUCCUAUUCCGUUCGCCUUGUACUACUAUGGCCCGGCUAUUCGGAAGCGCAGUCCCUUCUGUCAGAAGCUGCUCGAAGCGGAUAGAGUGAAGUCCUCGAGCGGCAGGACGACUCCUGAAGAG